Molecule: messenger RNA, 345 nt
Organism: Cavenderia fasciculata
Lineage: Eukaryota; Evosea; Eumycetozoa; Acytosteliales; Cavenderiaceae
Exons: 2
Coding region: 1-345 (114 amino acids)
Source: RefSeq, a predicted model, not a curated record
AUGAGUGAGGCCAUCAUUACCGAGGGUCGUAGACAAAAUGAGGUCGCCAAAUCCCAACAGAGUGUUACCGGUAAUUGGGUGUGUCAAAAGAGAAACUAUGACAAGUACGAGUGUCAACAUGGUCACGAACGCUACACUCUCUGUGCAUUCCACCACAACGAGGGUCACGACAAGACAGUAUCAUGGAUGGAUUGUAAAGAAUGCGAAGAAUUCUCCCCUGUCGACUACCGUGACUUUGCCACUGGCAAAUUCAACUUUACCAAAAUGUCUAAAGAGGUACUUGCAACCAAGAAUCCUGGAAGAAAACUACAACCACCACAACCACCAGAAGUUGUACAACAAUAA